GAGUAUUUGUGCCUCCCUUAUACUGGGCUUUCCAGGUUUCUUAUUCGACGGCGCUUCAUCUUAUUCUUGUGCGAUUUUCACUUGGCAUCGGAGAAAAAAAUUGCCAUCUCAUACCCGAAUGGAGAAAUUCUAUGACAGAAGGUUUUUAUCCAUGAUUUUAAACUUCACAGGCAAGAAGAGAAUCGGGAAAAAUAAGUACUACUAUGGAGCAUCAAAAAAGUAAGGAGAUCAGUGAAAUACUGGCAAGUGAGUCUUCAACUACAAUGGGGAGGCAAGGCACAACCAAGGGUGAGGAGCUUUCGAAUAAAUCAUCACCAUCAAAGGGUAAUUUAGGUCUUCUUGUAGAAGGUUAUCCGGUUGAGGGCUUGUCAAUUGGAGGGCAAGAGACCUGUGUCAUAUUCCCCUCUCUCAGAAUAGCAUUUGAUAUUGGUAGAUGUCCUCAAAGAGCCAUCUCUCAGGAGUAUCUCUUCAUAUCCCAUGGCCACUUAGACCACAUUGUAAGCAUAAAUUAUGCAGGAUCAUAUUUUAGAACGACGGGCUCAAAAGAAGGGAAGCUGGACGGGCCUGCUGCUUUAUUCUUCCAGCGGAGGCUCGAACUUGGUGUGAAGAGGAAGAUCGGCUCAGAAUCAGGCCUUGGAGGAAGUAUUCGGCUAAAGACAGAGGGAUGGGAUUCGGAUCUUGAAGAGAUGGAAUGCGGUCUGCAGGGGCUUGAAGGCUGGAGUUUUGACAGGAUUCAGAGCAGAAAAUCUGAAGAGAUACGAGGAGAUGAGUUUCAGAUAAGGAAGGAUCUUAAAGUGAAAGCGUUUAGGACUUACCAUGUGAUACCUAGCCAGGGGUAUAUUAUUUAUUCUGUUAAACAGAAACUUAAGCAGGAAUAUAUGACUCUUUCAGGACACGAAAUCAAGUCCUUACGGUUAUCUGGUGUUGAGGUCACUUACACAGUGACAUCACCUGAGAUUGCCUUUACAGGUGACACAAUGUCAGAUUUUGUUGUCGACCCAAAUAAUGCUGAUGUUCUAAAAGCUCGGAUUCUUGUCAUGGAGAGUACUUUUGUUGAUAAUGCAAUGUCAAUAGAGCAUGCCAGAGAGUAUGGCCACACACAUAUGUCAGAGAUAGCAAGUUAUGCAGAAAAGUACCAGAACAAAGCAAUAGUAUUAAUCCAUUUUUCAGCUAGAUAUACUUCAGAGGUAAAACUGACUGUCUUUUCUUAAACCUACAACCGUUUAACUUAUCCUAACCACACUAGUAGAAUUGAAUUUGCCUCGUUUAUGACUUAUGAGCAUUCUUUAACUACGAUCGUGAAGUUUAUAAUUUCCGCAUUGAUUCAAGCUUCUCCCCCAAAGUCUUUUAAGGUCUAUUUUGCACUUGAAUAUAAACUGUUUAGUUGUUAGUUAUUCCAUUCUUAACUGUAGCCCCUUGCAGCUUUUCUUUUGGACUCUCUACUAAAGCGGUAUUAAUGCUUUUCGUGCAUCUUGGUUGCCUACAUUUUCAACGUGUGGCACUUAGAACUCGUCGUUCUUUUAAUAUUUAAGAAGCUAAGUUGUGCUCUCUUCUUCACUGAUUUU
This is a messenger RNA of Dendrobium catenatum, 1565 nucleotides long. Its product is annotated as tRNase Z TRZ1-like. NCBI's taxonomy places the organism in Eukaryota, Viridiplantae, Streptophyta, Magnoliopsida, Asparagales, Orchidaceae. The coding region runs from base 204 to 1211 and encodes 335 amino acids. The record is from RefSeq and is a predicted model, not a curated record. The transcript has 9 exons.